Molecule: messenger RNA, 415 nt
Organism: Centruroides sculpturatus (bark scorpion)
Lineage: Eukaryota; Metazoa; Arthropoda; Arachnida; Scorpiones; Buthidae
Product: tyrosine-protein phosphatase corkscrew-like
Exons: 2
Coding region: 129-383 (84 amino acids)
Biological process (GO): protein dephosphorylation
Molecular function (GO): protein tyrosine phosphatase activity
Source: RefSeq, a predicted model, not a curated record
UUAAAAAAACUUAAUUUUUUAAUUUUGGAUUUUUUUAGCCUGACAAUGAUAGCAGUUUGGAUUCUGAAAGAAAAUACUAUGUUGCCACUCAGGGAACAUUGACUAACACUCUAGGAGAUUUUUGGUGGAUGGUUUGGCAAUUAAAUAGUAGAGUAAUUGUUAUGACAACCAGAGAGGUUGAAAGAGGAAAGAAUAAAUGUGCAAAAUACUGGCCAGAUGUUGAUGAAGUAAAGCAAGCUGGAAAAAUUACAAUAAAGGGCAUUGUUGAAUCACCUACUGUUGAUUAUACAUUAAGAGAGUUUGAAGUAACUAAAGAAAAUGAGGUAAUAUUUCAUCUAACGGAAAAUGAUUUGUUUAAAAAAAAUAUAUAUAGUGAUUUGUGAUUUAAGUUUUUUAUAAUAAAUUCAGCAUCUAA